AUGUUACGGGAUAACGAGUUCAUCAUGGCUUUGCAGGAGAACCCUGCCCAGUCUCUUCCCCCUGACUGCAAGAAGGUGUUAACGGGGGUUGCAUCUGCCUUUAUCCCCGAUAUCAGCGAACUUCCCCGGAAGAAGAGCAAAGCUAGCGAUGGUAGUUCAAGCCAGACGGCCAGAGACAAGGGAGUAGGUGGCGGCGGCAAGAAGAACGCAAAGAGCCCCUUCGUCACUAUCCUGCGCCUCCAAGAGCUAGCGCUUUCACCCGUCGUCCAAGCCCACCUCGACACCAACAAGACUGACGCUCAGUCAUUCUUCUACUCCAAAGAACUUGUCAACAACGUCCAAAACUACAGCAAAGACUCGACCGGUGAGGCAAUGAUCAUUCAGUACCAAUACACCAAGACCGUCUCUCGUCAGCUUGGUCUUAACAGCAUUCGAUGGCUCUUCCUUAUGCUCAUGUGGCACGAUCUCGUUAAGCUUGCACGUCCCGACUGUACCGGCAACCGGAUCGGCCAUCUUAUGAAGGUUCACCUUCUGGAACUCAUCAAACCUGUGUACGCUAGCAGCUCAGACAUGCAAAAGCUCGCUAUAGAAGAGGUGGCAGAUGAGUUGCAUGCUUGGUGCAAGUUCGGAGCCAAAAUUAACAUUCUUGUGGAGAACUUCGGCGAGGGUUGCGUCUUCUACCUGCAUAACAUUCUCUCUCCAAACUUCCUCUCCGACAAGAUGACAGCUUCUGGUGGAUACUAUGUUGAAGCUAUCACCUAUCUCCAAGACUCUCUACAUAUUACAAAGUUGCUAGAUGAUAAUCCGCCAGUAGUCACGCUCGGCCGCAACAUUCGAAGAUACCUUGUCCAACCUUUUAGAGAGUCAAAAAAACAGAUGUAG
This is a messenger RNA of Alternaria viburni, 882 nucleotides long. RefSeq lists its product as uncharacterized. The record is from RefSeq and is a predicted model, not a curated record. The coding region runs from base 1 to 882 and encodes 293 amino acids. The transcript has 2 exons. NCBI's taxonomy places the organism in Eukaryota, Fungi, Ascomycota, Dothideomycetes, Pleosporales, Pleosporaceae.